Messenger RNA from Nilaparvata lugens (brown planthopper), 3081 nucleotides. It is a transcript of the gene Chsy, whose product is annotated as chondroitin sulfate synthase 1. The transcript is spliced from 11 exons. Lineage: Eukaryota; Metazoa; Arthropoda; Insecta; Hemiptera; Delphacidae. The record is from RefSeq and is a predicted model, not a curated record. Gene Ontology annotation, molecular function: glucuronosyl-N-acetylgalactosaminyl-proteoglycan 4-beta-N-acetylgalactosaminyltransferase activity. Bases 462 to 2939 code for a protein of 825 amino acids. Gene Ontology annotation, cellular component: Golgi cisterna membrane.
ACUGUUCAUUGGUUCAUUCAGUUUCAGUCAUAGUUUUCGUCUCAGUGCUUCGGUUGAUGUAUUCUGCAUGCCAAGUUCAGUUGAUUUUUGGCUUCCUAACCUAUUUCAAGUUGAAAAUACUGUUAUAAGAAUAUCUGCCGAUAGCAUUUCGAACAGUGUUCUUUAAGGUUAUAAAAUACGGUACCGGUAGCAUUAAAGUGUUGUUCGUAAUGUAGGAAUUUGCAACUCAAAAACUUUUUCACAAAUAAAUCUGAACAGUUUUGGUUUUUGCACAUAGAAAGGAUAUUUUUGCAAUUGCAUUGUGAUGAGCGGUUGUCCGAAGGCAAUGGAGUAGCCGUUUCGGCGUCAGUCGUCAGUCGCCAUGUGUUCGGCGUGGAGUGAUGACGUGGACCCGCUAGCAUGCUGCCGUCUCGACUCCCGGUGCACGGGCUCAAUCGUCGUCCUCGGCUGUCAUCCUCGGAAUGGCUGCACGCAGGUCUAAGCUGUCCUGGGCCUGUGGCCUCAUUCUCGGACUGGCUGCCGGCCUGGUCAUCCUCGGCGGACGCCCCGGAUCCGGACCGACAGUCUCCCGGUGUCAAGGCGCCGACGAACAGGCAUUCGACAGCAUGUACCCCGUGGAAGAGGACCCGUUCGCGGUGAUCGGACUGGACGCUGAGGGGGGAGAAGGAGACCCGCCCAGCCGGGGUCCGACAGACCCCCGUCGCUCGCUGCUGUUUGUCGGCGUGAUGACCGCCAAAAAGUACCUCGCAACACGAGCGGUCGCGGUCCACGAGACCUGGGGCAAAGAGCUGCCCGGCAAGAUCGCGUUCUUCUCGUCGGAGGGGUCCCGCAGACCCCCCGGGCAUCCACGGCUGCCUCUGGUCGCUCUGAGGGGCGUGGAUGAUUCGUAUCCCCCUCAGAAGAAGUCGUUCCUCAUGCUGCAGUACAUGUGGGAAAACUAUGGUGACCGAUUUGAGUGGUUUGUUCGAGCAGAUGACGAUGUUUACAUGCGACCAGAUCGCCUGGCUGCCUUGCUUCGCUCAGUUGAUUCUUCGCGGGCCUACUUUGUGGGUCAGGCGGGUCGGGGUAACCAGGAGGAGUUCGGUUCGCUGUCUCUGGAGUACGACGAGAACUUCUGUAUGGGUGGCCCUGGGGUGGUACUCAGUCGGGAGACGCUGGCUCGGGUGGCCCCCCACGUCAGGGCGUGCCUCGGCAACCUCUACACCACCCACGAGGACGUCGAACUGGGUAGAUGUGUGCGUCGCUUUGCCCGUGUUUCCUGCACCUGGUCUUACGAGAUGCAGACAAUUCUCUAUCAUAAUUCUAGCGGUAAGGAUGCAUUUACAGGCAGUCUAAAAAUGAAGGAGGUACAUAGAGCGAUCACUCUGCAUCCCAUAAAAAGGCACAACCACCUCUACCGGAUACAUAACUACAUGAAGGGUCUGAAAAUACAUGACGCUCAGCAGAGAAUUCUGCAGCUGCAUCGAGACUUGGCGGCCAUGACAGCUCUGCUGGGGCGUCCCAUUAACCAAGUGAUCUCCGAACGGCCGUUCCAUAGCAAACUGAUUGGGGACUCGUCAAUGCUAGGAUUGAAACCCAGCCUUCACAAGUUCCAGCCGCGCGUGGAACAGGACGUUAUAGAGUGGGACUUCAUCUAUCGGUCGCUGUAUUCCAGCUCCAACUUGAAUCCGAGGCGUCGGAUGGAGUCGGCCCUUCGCGAGGGCUUGGACGAUGUCAUAAGAGAGGUGAUGGACAUGAUCAACCAAUAUUCGAGGCAGCGUGGUCGUGUGAUCGAUUUUAAGGAAAUUUUAUACGGCUACCAUCGCAUGAAUCCCGUAUUUGGAGCUGACUACAUUCUAGAUUUGCUGCUGGUCUACAAAAAGUACAGGGGCCGGAAAAUGACUGUGCCCGUGAGACGUCAUGCUUAUUUGCAACAGCAAUUCACAGGACUGGAAAUACGUGAAAUGAAGAAUGGGGCGGAAGUAGUGCAACCACACGACGAGACAGUGGGUGAAGGCACAGAGGACGACAAUGAAGGAGUUCAGGGCCAAGAAGAGGCGGGAGGUCUGCGGGAGGGACUGCUACGUUUGACUGAGGGCCUCAUGAUGUCGGCCACUAACGAAAAACAGCCCGAAAAACUCAUCAACUUCAUCCUGCCACUUGCCGGACGAUUCAGCACAUUCCAACGAUUCGUGAAAAACUUUGAAGAAGUGUGUUUAGAGACUCGUGAACGUGUUUCACUGAUUGUGGUAUUGUUUCCCAGUGAAGACGACAGUAGUGUGGAGGAGACAUUCACACUGGUUAAAGCUCUACAGAGCAGACAUGCGUGGGCCAGAAUUGAAGUGAUCCCAGUGUUUGAUGGUUUUGCGAGGGCUAAUGCGUUGCAUCUGGGCGCUCAACAUGUCAGCUCGCCGGUUGAUGAUCUCCUACUGUUCAUCGAUGUAGACAUGGUGUUUGACGCGUCAGUGUUGAGACGUGUCAGACUGAACACAGUGCGCGGCAAGCUGGCCUACUUCCCGAUUGUGUUCAGUGAGUUCGACCCGGGUGUGGUGUAUGCUAAUGGUACGGCGAUCAGUCACUUCCUCAUCGACGAGGUGACGGGCUACUGGAGACAGUAUGGCUUCGGCAUAGCCAGUGUCUACAAGAGCGAUCUCAUUCAGGUGGGUGGCUUGAACGUGUCAAUCCGCGGCUGGGGGAAGGAGGACGUAGACCUGUUUGACAGAUUCGUGGCAGACGCACGCCUGCAUGUGAUGCGCGCGCCAGAUGCGCGUCUGGUGCACGUGUGGCACACGGUCGAAUGCAGCAGCCACCUCAGCGAGCAGCAGACGCGCAUGUGCUGUGCGACACGCGCCGACACGUAUGCUAGUGCCCGGCAACUGGGCUCGCUCAUCCUCGACUCGCCGUCCAAAGACACAUGGCUCAGCUUUGCACGUGCUAGGAAUGCCAUCACUACAAGCUGACAUCACCACUUACACCCAUCACUACCAGCUGACAUCACUGGGUCCAUACUUUACUUUACCUCACUCUACUAUACCGUACAGUCCGGGUCCUUUUGCUUUGCCUAUCGGCGGACGGCCACUAGACUACAAUACUACCCGUUCA